GCCCCAAAACAAGUAAAAAUGGCAUUCAAGUUCAUCGCCCUCUUCGCUCUGAUCGCCGCUGCCAACGCCGGCCUUCUGCCCGCGGCCCAGGUCUACCACGCCGCCCCCGCCGUGGCCACCUACGCCGCCCCCACCGUCGUCAAGACAAUUGCCCAGCCCGUGCUGGCCAAGGCCGCCGAGGAAUACGACCCCCAUCCCCAGUACAAGUACGCCUACGAUGUCCAGGACUCGCUCUCGGGCGACUCCAAGAGCCAGGUGGAGGAGCGCGACGGAGAUGUCGUCCGCGGAGAGUACUCCCUGAUCGAUGCCGAUGGCUACAAGCGCACCGUCCAGUACACCGCCGACCCCAUCAACGGAUUCAACGCCGUCGUCAACCGCGUUCCCCUGGAGCAUGUCAAGACUGUGGUGAAGACCGUCGCCGCUCCCGUCGCCCACUACGCCGCACCCGCCGUUGCCCACUAUGCCGCCCCAGCUGUGGUCAAGACUGUGGCUCCCGCCUACCACACCUAUGCCGCACCAGCUGUCGUCAAGACCGUUGCUCCCGUGGCCCACUACGCUGCUCCCACCCACUACGCCGCCCCUGCUGCGACCUACACCUCGUAUGCUACCCCCGCUGUUGCCUACCACCACUAAAUUCCAUCCCUGCCAUUCCCCACACCCUUUCUUGUUAUAGUUAUACGAAUGCCCCCUAAAAAUACACAACAAAUAUUUUCCACAUA
Messenger RNA from Drosophila subobscura, 719 nucleotides. It is a transcript of the gene Ccp84Ad, whose product is annotated as larval cuticle protein A2B. Gene Ontology annotation, cellular component: extracellular matrix. The transcript has 2 exons. The coding region runs from base 19 to 633 and encodes 204 amino acids. The record is from RefSeq and is a predicted model, not a curated record. NCBI's taxonomy places the organism in Eukaryota, Metazoa, Arthropoda, Insecta, Diptera, Drosophilidae.